This is a messenger RNA of Rhopalosiphum maidis (corn leaf aphid), 2487 nucleotides long. RefSeq lists its product as uncharacterized. Gene Ontology annotation, molecular function: protein binding. The transcript is spliced from 12 exons. The record is from RefSeq and is a predicted model, not a curated record. Lineage: Eukaryota; Metazoa; Arthropoda; Insecta; Hemiptera; Aphididae. The coding region runs from base 1 to 2487 and encodes 828 amino acids.
AUGAAACCAUUGAUGCCAUCCGAAGUCGCUCGUUUAGUAUAUGGUUAUUUGAUGAACGAAAAAAAUGAAGAAACUGCUAAAUGUUUUUUAAAAUCCACCCCUUGUUUAACUGAAUGUUAUCAGAUGUUUAAAAUUAACAGAGACUUUAAUAUAAAUGUGAAUGGAUUCAAUUUACAUGAAAUAGUUGACCUUUUUGGUACUAUGUGUAGCAUGAUUGAAGAACGAAUAUCUGUAACAUGUGAAUCGAAAACAUUAAUUGAGAAAUUACAGUAUUUAUUAGAUUCAAAUCAUAUAUCAACUAAAGAAGAUAAAUCUAUUGAGGUCAAAUUAAAUAGAGUUGACAAAUGUGUUGGUAAUAGAGUUCAUACUAAAAAUCAGGGUACACAUAUAUUAACAAAUAUAGAAGCAAAUAAAAUUAUAUCAGAAGAAUUAUUAAAAAACCCGUUGUUCACUGAAAUAAUUUCUAAUAAUGUUUCUAAAAUAAAAGGAGUUGAAACAUUUAAUAAUGACACUAUUAUAAAUUAUGAAGAUAAAGAAUCUCAAAUAUUUCAAAUGAAUAAACAAAUGGGUAGUACUCUAGAAAAAAAAAAAGAUAAAUUAAAAAUAAAUAUUGAAUCAAUAUCACAAUUUAGUCCAAAAAAUAUUCAUAAUUUAAUUUCCAUUGAUCAGACAAAAUAUCAAAAAAUUCCUGAUGUAACAUCACUUGACUUUAUGCCGGAAUUCUCUAAAAAAGAAGAAGAAGAAGAAAAAGAAGAAAAUUAUUUAUCCAAAUCAAACUAUGUGAAAAUUGCUCCAAAAAUAACUCCCAUGUUGAAGAUUCACCAAGUUCCUGAAAAACAUAUAUUUCCAAAACAAAUAAAAUAUCCAUUAGAAGUUCCUGGCAAAAAAAGUAAAUUUUGGAAUACAAAUAUAAUUUCUAGACUGCCACCAAUUCAGACUCCUGAAUCAAUUACUAUUGAAAUUCCUAAUCAAAGUUCAUUUGAAACUCAAGAAAAAUAUCAUAUUGAUAAUAAUGACAUCAUUAGAUUACCUGACGAUUCAUCUGAAGUGAAUGAUGUGAUUCUUCACGAUACACCAGGUGAUAGAUUAAAACCUGGUACAACAAUAAAUGUCAAUAAUAAAAAAUUGUUAAAAAUAGAAAGUGAAGUAAUUACUUUUUUAAAAAAAUUAGAUAAGAUAACUGAACUAAACAAUGAACAACUUCCUAUCAAAUCUGAUUCUUCAAAAAGUCAACGGGAUAUAACUCAAAUCCACCUGGAACAGUCUCAUGUUAAAACCUCAAAUAAUACCAAUUGCACAAUUAUUGAUUUGGAAAAUGUUUUAAACCACCCUAUUCAAACAAAAACUACUAACAAUAAAUUAUUUACUAUAACAAAAACAGAUAAAGUUGAAUGUACUCCUUCAAAAUCUAAAGUAAAACUUUUGAGUAAAUCUAAAGAAAAAAAUAUAUUAAAAAAAACAAAUAUUGAAGCAAAAAGAAAACAAGUAUACAAGUCUGUAAAAAUUGAACUUUUUGGAAGUGAAAUUUCAUCGAGUUCAAGUUCAAGUACUAAUGAACAGCACAAAACAAUAAUUAUUAAUAAAAAACCUCAAGAUAAAGAAAAAAAAUCUGGUUUUAAACGCAUACCCAAAAGAAAAUCAAUUAAUUCUUUUGUUAAUAAUACUUCUUGUGUUACUAUUAAACAUGAUGAUAAAUUAGAUGUUCACAUCAGUAAGAUCUCUAAUCUACUAGACAAUAUGGAAUAUUUAAAAAAGGCAAAAAUGUAUGAAGUCAUUACUGAAGAUGGUAAACAUGAGAUGGUGUAUUUAAAUUUAUCAGAACCAUUUAUUUUUCUUGAUAUACUCUCAGAAUCAAAUAAUAUACAACUAUCCAAUUCAAUCACCUCACCGUUGAUAACAAUAAAUAAAACAUUAGAUGACAUUUCAGAAAUAGAAAGUGGUGAAUUGACAAAUGAUGAAGAAAUACUCAUGCCUGUACCUAAAACUCUUAAAAACGAUGUUAAAAUAAGAAAUGACAAAGAUAACACAGCUAGAAGGAGCCCCUCUAUUUGGGAAGCCUCUUUUCAUAAUUAUCCAACAAGAUACAGAGACAAUAAACAUAGAGUAACAAACUGUUUGCAAAAUAAAAUCUAUCAUAAAUAUGAUAAAUAUAGGCCAAACAAAUUUCAACACCAGAAUGAACAAUUACAAUUUAAUAAUCACAAUCAUUUUCAGAGAAGUCAUGAUCAAGAUGUGAAAAGAGAGUUUUGGAAAGAUUUAAUAAGGGUUAACGAUAAAUUUAAGUAUAAAAAUGAAAAAGUUAGACAAAGUUACCAUGAUUAUGUUGAAAGAAAAAAUUGGCUCAAAGAAUAUUCAAAAAUAAUGUCUCAAAGUGGUUUACAAAAGUUUCAUAGGUCAGAAGAUGUUGUUAAGAAGGCUCUUAAAAGGCCCAUAAAUCAAGAAAUAAACAAUAAAAUUCCAGCUAAGGUGUCAAAAAUUGAACAAUAA